GUAAGGAAAAAAACACGUCAAGGCGUUAGCUGUUGCUAGGAUACCGCAGCAAGUCCCCGCUUAGUGGAAGUGGUCGUGACAACUGAGUGGAUCCCUCUCAAAAAUGUCCUGUGCAGCGCUGCUUGAUGGCAACUGCCAGCCCAAGUCCAUGAGCCGGGCGAGACAGUGGACCGACGAGAUCGAGAACCUGUACAGAUUCCAGCAGGCAGGCUAUCGAGAUGAGAGGGAAUACCGUCAAGUCAAGCAGGUGGAGCUGGUGGACCGAUGGCCAGAGACUGGCUUUGUGAAAAAGCUCCAGAGGAGGGAUAACACCUUCUACUAUUACAACAGGAAACGGGAGUGUGAAGACAAAGAAGUGCGCAAAGUGAAGGUGUACGCGUACUGAGCAUACUGACGCAUACUGAGCAUACUUACGCAUACUGAGCAUACUACUGAGCAUACUGAGCAUACUUACGCAUACUGAGCAUACUUACGCAUACUGAGCAUACUGAGCAUACUUACGCAUACUGAGCAUACUGAGCAUACUGAGCAUACUGAGCAUACUUACGCAUACUGAGCAUACUGAGCAUACUGAGCAUACUGAGCAUAC
Messenger RNA from Alosa alosa (allis shad), 589 nucleotides. It is a transcript of the gene meig1, whose product is annotated as meiosis/spermiogenesis associated 1. The record is from RefSeq and is a predicted model, not a curated record. Gene Ontology annotation, cellular component: nucleus. The transcript is spliced from 3 exons. Bases 104 to 385 code for a protein of 93 amino acids. Lineage: Eukaryota; Metazoa; Chordata; Actinopteri; Clupeiformes; Clupeidae.